CCGCCGCCGGACGUGUGUGUAACUUUGGCGCGAGAAUUUUGUUUGGAUUUCGAUUUUUUUUCGUUUACGAACCGCGCCGUUCCUCCAUAAUCAUCGAGAAAAUUUUUGUCGGUAGACACUUAAUAUAAUAUUGAGUUGUAUUCGUAACUCGUACUCUUCUUUUUUUACGCGUUCCUGGCGUCCGCCGCGGACGACCACCGGCGGCGUGUGCCCCGUGGGGCCGGCUCGGAUAUCCACAAACGGAUUUCACCGGUAUCGAAACCCAACCGGAACCGAAAUAGUGACAGUGGUCGAGGUUGCUAUCAAAGUAACUGGUAACCGUCGUCUACGGUGGUGGUGGUGGUGGUGGUGGUGGAGGAGGAGCCAUGCGAAAACCAAAGAAAUGUCACUGUCCAUUCAAAACACAUAUUGUGUGUCUAUGAUACACACCUUAUGCAUGUUAUGCCAACGGUUGCUGCAGUGAUAGCAGUGAUAGUGUCACCGAAGAAACAUCAUAAUUUGACUGUUAUCGUGAGGAGUAAGCGGMGUAUAAAAUUGACACAGUCGCCUGAGUAAAUAUCAAUGGGGUGGGCGAUUGGCGUGUGGAUGAUACAAUCCACGUUUGAGGUGCAUUUUGGUUCAACUGCAGACAUGAGGACGCCAUGUUAAGGUUUGUCAGGCGUUGUGGUACAACCGCGAUAAUCGGAGCUCGACUGAGGGUGACGAUAAACGGUGGCUGCAGUGGUUUCGUUCUGUUCAGGUUAACAUGGUAGGUGGUCACCAGCCGCAGUCGACGGGAGGCGCCAACUGUACGGGCACUAUGAUGAACAUACUGAACAUAGACGCCGAGAACCGGGUGGUGCUGAACGUCGGCGGCAUCAGGCACGAGACCUACAAGGCCACAUUGAAGAAAAUACCGGCCACGAGAUUGAGCCGGCUGACMGAAGCGUUGGCCAAUUACGACCCUGUGCUAAACGAAUACUUCUUUGACAGACAUCCUGGUGUGUUUGCUCAGGUCCUCAACUAUUACAGGACGGGUAAACUUCAUUACCCGACGGAUGUUUGUGGGCCGUUGUUCGAAGAAGAAUUGGAGUUUUGGGGUCUGGACGCGAACCAAGUGGAACCCUGUUGCUGGAUGACCUACACCCAGUUAAAAAUGAAUAUAAAGCAAUAUGAACUAACAUCCUAUAUUACCCAUUGAACGUAUCAAGCGAUCACCACUGAAGAACUCGCAUAUUUA
Molecule: messenger RNA, 1219 nt
Organism: Diuraphis noxia (Russian wheat aphid)
Lineage: Eukaryota; Metazoa; Arthropoda; Insecta; Hemiptera; Aphididae
Gene: Shaw
Product: potassium voltage-gated channel shaker cognate w
Biological process (GO): protein homooligomerization; action potential; potassium ion transmembrane transport
Cellular component (GO): dendrite membrane; postsynaptic membrane; presynaptic membrane
Molecular function (GO): delayed rectifier potassium channel activity; protein binding
Source: RefSeq, a predicted model, not a curated record